This is a messenger RNA of Ricinus communis (castor bean), 2684 nucleotides long. RefSeq names its product KH domain-containing protein At4g18375. Gene Ontology annotation, biological process: regulation of gene expression. The transcript is spliced from 8 exons. The record is from RefSeq and is a predicted model, not a curated record. NCBI's taxonomy places the organism in Eukaryota, Viridiplantae, Streptophyta, Magnoliopsida, Malpighiales, Euphorbiaceae. Bases 244 to 1896 code for a protein of 550 amino acids. Gene Ontology annotation, molecular function: mRNA binding. Gene Ontology annotation, cellular component: cytoplasm; nucleus.
AAACUCUUACAGGACGAUCCAUGAAAUAUUCACGUAUUCAGAGAAUAAAUUAGUAGAAAAAAAUUCCAAAUAUUCGGUCAAAACCCUAGAAAUCACAGAAUUAAACCCCCCCAAAAAAGAAAAAUUACUCAUAUAACAUUCAGAGAAAAAUAUUUUCCCCAAAUCUAAUAAAUUUAACUCCAAUUGCCAUCUCUUUCUUUCAACCUUUGAUUUACAGAGAGAAAGUUGGUUAAUGAAAAAAUAAUGGCGGGUCAUAAGAAUAGUUAUGGAAAGCGGACUCAUUCUUCGCUGUCUGACUAUGAUAAUAGUGGGUCAAAUAAAAGAAGAAAUUCAGUUGGCGGUGGUGAUGAUAGAGACAAUUUCGCAAUUGAUUCCCAAGAUACUGUGUAUCGAUAUUUAUGUCCUCUUAAGAAGAUUGGAAGUAUUAUAGGGCGUGGAGGUGAAAUUGUCAAGCAAUUAAGGAUUGAUACGAAGUCAAAAAUUAGGAUCGGCGAGACAGUUCCAGGUUGUGAUGAUCGUGUUGUUACUGUUUAUAGUGCUAGUGAUGAGACUAACUUGUAUGAAGAUAGUGGUAAUUUUAUUUGUCCUGCUCAGGAUGCACUUUUUAGGGUGCAUGACAGAGUUAUUGCAGACGAUAUGCACAGUGAUGAUGAUUCUGAAGGUGGUCAUCAAGUUACUGCUAGGCUUAUUGUACCAUCUGAUCAGAUAGGAUGUAUUAUUGGGAAAGGUGGUCAGAUUGUUCAAAAUAUUCGUAGUGAGACUGGUGCACAAAUUCGUAUUCUCAAGGAUGAACAUCUACCUCCUUGUGCAUUGAGCACUGAUGAGCUUGUGCAGAUCUCUGGCGAAGUUGCAGUUGUUAAAAAGGCUUUAUAUCAAAUUGCCACACGCCUUCAUGAAAAUCCUUCACGUACUCAGCACCUGCUUUUUUCUGCUGUCCCCAAUGUGUACCCUGCUACUGGUUCAUUGAUAGGUCCAACUGGUGCACCAAUUGUUGGAAUAGCUCCAUUGAUGAGUACUUAUGGAGGAUACAAAGGUGAUGCUGGAGAUUGGUCACGCUCUUUGUACUCAGCUCCAAGAGAUGAACUUUCUUCAAAAGAAUUUUCAUUACGUAUAGUUUGCCCAACUGGAAAUAUUGGUGGUGUAAUCGGUAAAGGUGGUACUAUUAUCAAUCAGAUCAGACAGGAAUCUGGAGCAGUUAUCAAGGUUGAUAGUUCAACAGCUGAAGGAGAUGAUUGCUUGAUUACUGUUUCAGCUAAGGAGUUUUUUGAUGACCAAUAUUCUCCAACUAUUGAAGCGGCUAUACGAUUGCAACCCAGAUGCAGCGAGAAAAUUGCAAGAGAUUCAGGUCUUAUCUCAUUCACUACUCGCCUACUUGUUCCCACCUCGCGAAUUGGUUGCCUCCUUGGUAAAGGUGGAGUGAUUAUAAAUGAGAUGAGGAAAGUCACAAAAGCUAAUAUUCGCAUACUUGGAAAGGACAACCUUCCCAAGGUUGCAUCUGAAGAUGAUGAAAUGGUGCAGAUCUCUGGAGACCUUGAUGUUGCCAAAGAUGCUCUCACCCAUGUCAGUCGACGGUUAAGAGCGAAUGCUUUUGAUAGAGAAGGUGCUGUGUCCACUUUUCUGCCAGUUCUUCCGUACCUUCCUGUCUCAGCCGACGGUUCAGAUAGCUUAAACUAUGAUAGUAGAGAUAGUAAAAGACAUGGGCGUGGGCAUUCUUAUUCCAGUGGCUAUGGGUCUAGUGACUAUACGGCAGCUGAUAGUUAUGGUGCUUAUGGUAGUUCACAGAUUGGUGGUAGUGGAGGUGCUUAUGGAGCUUAUGGAAGUUAUUCUUCAGGGCGUACUAGUAGUUCUGGGUUAUCUGGCCAGACCCCUGGUUCCCGACGCAAAAACUACUACUAGAUUUGAUGAUGGCUAUUUGCAGUUACUCUGAAGUGGCAGCAGAACUCUAAUGUUGUCUGAGUUACAGGUUUGAUAUCCUUCUCUUGUACCAUCCACAAAAAGGUAGUCAGAUUUAUUCUUCUUGUAUAUUUUAGCUGUGGAAUUGCAUUUACCAACAUGUUUGAUUAAUUUUGAGAAAGCAAAUAUGGUUUAUUCUUUUGCUUAUGGCAGUAGUGGCAGCUGGACUUGCAAUUUUAAUCUCAAAUAUUAGGUCUUUUUUUUAUAGCGACGGGGUUUGUGUUUGUAAGUCAGAAAAGAAAAAAAGAUGAAAAGAGCUAGAAUGUGUGUUUCUUUUUCGUGCAAUGGCCAGGUAAGUUUGGAGGUGCUAUAUAUGAAACCUGGAGGGCAUUUUGCAUAUCUGGAUUUGUUGGAGGUUGAUCUGUAUUGUUGGAAGGUGGGACUCUGAUGUAUCCAAGUGGUAGGAUAUUUACUUGUACUAUAUUGUUUGCCAUAGGGAAGUAGUGUGGCUCUGAUUGGCUAUUGUCUCAUGGACAAUUUGUUGGGCAGGUUUUUGUUGUCGGGGCAUAAAACAGGUUUAUCUUUUAAGCUGGCAAAACGGACGCUGGCAAGUUAUUUGGCAGAUCCAGUUAAUUGGCUGGAAUGAGCUCUAAAUAAACUCUCCAUGCAUGCAGUAUGUUGCAAGAUUAUUUUACAUGCUUCAUUUUACUUCAAUUAGAAAGAUGUAUUCUGAUUUUUGUACUCUUGCAAAUUUCCUUUUUUUCGGUUCUUGAUUUUGGGCUUGUUUGAGA